UCCACUCGCGCGCGCUGGUCUGCGCUGACUGGCGGGCAAAACAACAAAACACACGUGAUAAAUCGCUGGUUGAUCGACUACAACCCUCAGUGGUUGGCUAACAUCACAAGUUGAUCGACUACAACCCUAGCAACCCUACAGGUUGGCUAACAUCGCUGGUGAUCGACUAACCACUGACUUGCGGGAUAAGAUAACGCAACUAAAAACAAAACCAAUCAAACUGCACCACUGAGUAUUUGAUUGUGCAAUGGGAAUUACAACCAGUUCUAAAAACAGACCCUUGUGUCGUGCUACUAUGGAUACAUGUCUCAGGAUGGAUACAGUAGUUUCAGACUGGAUAUAAUAGUCUCAGAUUGGAUAUAUUAAAUUUCAGAUUGGAUAAUCUCAGACUGGAUACAAAAUGGAUGCUAUAGUGUAUUUGGUCUGAGGUCUCAAACAAAACUAAAAAAAAAAAUCUAGAUUAACAUUUUGUAUUGUGUUAGCUACGGUUGUUUACAAAAAAAUAAACAUCUGUCUUACAGUUGUGAUUAACGUCAGCCUAUUUUCAUAAGGUUACCUCUCGUGAGUAAUGAAUUCCUUCCCUUGGCUAACCAGACUGCUAGGAACUUGAAUGCAAUCAAAUGGAGGAGCGUCCCCACACUGCCUCCUUUUCUAACCAAGGAAAGUGUUCCGAGCUUCUAGACCCCAGUUCUAACAUGUCGCAGAACUCUGAAUCCGCGGACGUGUGUCGUCACGAGGAAGCAGCCGAGGACUUGUCCCCGGUACCUGUCAAGACGUCCCGCUUGGUUCUGGAAUCUUCCAGUGUCGGCACCAGAGCUCCCUGCAGCCUUGACCCCAGCCCUGGACACCAGGGUUCUUGUGAUAUCCCGAGCUCUGUAUCUCCGACAGUGGAGAGCUCGACCUCUAACGGGACGCCACGUGACAAGGUCAAGCUGACCAACCCGCAGCACGUGUCUGCUGUACCGGCAAGUUCGCCUCCAAAUUUUUUAUCUGUACCUGCCAAGUCGACCUCUCCACGUGUAAAGUCGCCUGCAUGCAGGGGCAGCCUGCCAUCGCCUGCCUGCAGGAGCAGUGUCGCCAUCAAAACAGAGCCCCAGGAUGACAUCAAGGAGUACGUGGAGACGACGAUGAACGAACUGCUGGGCUGGUACGGUCUGCCCAAGAUGGACAAGACCGACACGCCUCAGUUGUCUCUUGAUUACUCAACCAACCAGGCUCUGGUCGAUCGGAGAGUUCCGGAAACUGGAUCCGGGAAUUCCGUAUCCAAAAGCAGGAGCAGGGAGGGGAGGUCCGAGGAGAGGGGGGAGGUGGCCAAGACGGCGGAGGCUAACGACACCAACAACAACAGCAGCAGCUGUGGAGCAGACGACGAGGGCGACGAGAUGGAUGAGGACGGGGAGGAGUUCAACGACGACCUGGACGAUUUGCGGGAUUCCGGAAGUGACGUCAGUGGAUUGGUGUCGCCAGCUCUAACCACUUGUGCAGACGAGCCAGGCAAAGAGCGAGGGGCCGUGAUCGUCUGCUCCUGGUGCCACAAGAAGGGGACCAAACUCUGCACGCUGGGCACCCAGUCGGGGAUCAAAUCCUUCUGCAGCGAACUCUGCUUCACCCAGUGCCGGAGGGCGCUCUUCAAGAAGAACAAGCAGCUAGAACUCCCUAUGACGCAAAUCUGCGACUGGUGCAAGAGCCUGAAGCAGACGGUCAACUUCGUGGACUUCCAUGACGGGGACGUACAGCUCCAGUUCUGCAGCGAGAAGUGCCUGAACCAGUACAAGAUGAACGUCUUCUGCACGGAGGCCAGGCAGCACCUCCAGCAGAUCGUGGCUGGGGACGAGGACAAAAGCUCGGGGGACCCCAGAGUCCAGCCCAGCCAGGGCGAGAUCCUGAUCACCCCCGACCUCUGGCUCUCUAACAACGCCAACCCCGGGGUCAGGGUCAAGGAGGAAGUGGAGGAGAGGAGCGAGGGAGGGGGUAGACAGGGGAGGGGAGAGGAGGAGGAGCCAGGAGAGCUGAGGGAUAAAAGGUCGUCCCUGACUGAGACCAACAUGAGAACAGCACACAGCGACGACAGCAGCUGUUCUGUUGAAGACAGGAUGGGCUUAAAGACACUUCCGGUGCUGUCUCAGAGACAUGACGUCAUGAGUAGGGUAACAUCUAAGCCCCUUGAGAAGCUUAACUCAUGUGAUAACCGCUACCGACGAGACCGGAUUAAAAAACUUCUCUUAGACGGUAAACCCGCGGAGUCCGGUACCUCGGGGGUGGGGAGGAAGGAGAAAGUGAAGCACGCCCCACCACAGCGGGCUGCCAACCCCCCGCCCCAGCGGGCUGCCAACCCCCCGCCCCAGCGUGCUGGCAACGUCCCGACAAUUCUGAGCCCCACAGACGGUACCGAGAACACCGCGCCACAGACUCUGCUGCCCAACUGGGCCACGUCACAGUUGCUAGCCAUGAUGCCGCCACACGUUGGUCUGGCAUCCGGUAACCCUCUCAGGUACGGUGCCAGUCCCCUGCUCUACCCCCGCUUCCUCUCCCCCAACCGGCAGGGUGAGGGCAGCAAAGACACCCCCAGCUCGAGUCAAGUCAAGUCCAGACACGAGUCGAGACGGGAACUGUUGCGGGACAGGGACAGGAGCGGAGAGAACGGCCACACGGAGAGAAAGCGGGAGAGUACGGAGAGAAGCGCCAUCCCCCCCUCUCCAGCCACCUCCCAUUCUUCAGCCGACACCCCCGGGCCGGCCCACACCUUCCCCCACCACGGGCUGAAUCCAAAUAUUCUUCACGACUUCCCGCGCCACCUGCCCCCCACCUUCCUGCUGGGGGACGUGCACCAGCAGCUGCCCGUGCACCCCUACUUCUCAGACCCGGCCCUGUCCAACAUGUUUCACCUGCCCCUGGCCUACAACCACAUGCACGGGCUACGCUCAGCUUUCCCAGUCAGUCCACCCUCCCCCCUCCCAUCCACGUCUGCCCACCCAGCCCCCAGACAACCAGCGCCCUCCCAGCAAGUCCCCCUCUUCCCUCAAACCUCACCCCCUGUCACAGUUCUAGUCCCCUACCCUGUAGCCGUCCCCAUCCCCAUCCCUAUUCCCAUCCCACUUCCUAUAAGCCCAGAAAAACUGUUUGCGUUCUUCAAAGAAAAAUCAGAGUCCGCUAAAGCCACUACAGCCAGCACUGUUGCGGGGAGCUCGCAUCAGGCGACCAUGGACCAGACGACCUUGAGCCAGACGACCUUGAACCAGACGACCUUGAGCCAGACGACCUUGAACCAGACGACCUUGAACCAGACGACCUUGAACCAGACGACCUUGAACCUGGACGAGAGCAGCAUGGACGUGAAGCCCAGCCUCCCCCAAGAAGUUCCCCAUAGAACAGCCAGUGCAAGCCUGGCCAUGAGCCCCGUCGUGUCCCCCCGCCAGACCUCCAAAUGCCCGUCCGUCGGGUGCCUACCCGUCGGGCCCCACCCAGCCCUCCUCGACUCCCCAGAGGCCGGGGUGGUCCUCCACAACGGGCGUGACUCAGCUGACUCCAUCAUGACUCUGCGUCGUGAGAUCGGGAGGUCUCAGCUCAAGGCUGCCUCCACCUCCCCCUGCUCCUCCCGGUUGAAGCUAACAUACUCCCCCAACCUCCCCUUCACCCUGGACUUGUCCAAGAGAUCUCGCCGCGAGAGUCUCUCGUCCAACAACGAUGACGAGGCCAUUGACCUGAGCAAGAUGUCCACACGCUCCGAGUCCCCGCGGUGCUCCGUGGACAGCACGGAGAAGGUCAGCAGCUCGCGGGGCAAACACCUGGCCUUGAGUGACGGCGACACCUCGUCCCUCCCCCAGAACCUGAAGGUGCCCAGAAUCCACAUCAUCUCUGACCCGGCCGACCCCCCUCUCAGCCAGCCGCCCGUCAGCCUCCCCCCGCCCCCGGAGCUGUCAAGCUACUCCAGCAGACGGAGCCGGAUCCUGGACGCGCCCUGCGUGCCCAAGAAGUCCAGGAGUCCGUCGCCAGAGAGGCGCUACAUCAGGACAGUCCCCCGGGACAUGGUGGAGGCCGCCAGAAGGAGGGGGCUCAGGGCGCGGGUUAGAACCAAGUAGCCGCCACAGGGGGGCGCGGGUUAGAACCAAGUAGCCGCCACAGGGGGCGCGGGUUAGAACCAAGUAGCCGCCAUAGGGGGGCGCGGGUUACAACCAAGUAGUCGCUACAAGAAGGCGCCACAAAGUGACCUAGGAAUCAUGUGGUAACCAUAGACGUAUGAGCUCGAUGCUGCAAUAACAUAAGCUAAUCAAUUUUUCCUUUGUAUAUGACAAUAUGAUAAACAUUUGCAUUUGUGUGGACACUAUUGUGUUGACUUUGAACCAGUUAUAAGUAUUAAUUUAUAAACAAUUUCAAAUGUGCAAUAUUCCACAACCAAAAAAUGAAUGUGCUUUUUUUAAAAAAAUAAUUUCCCUAUCCUUAAAGAAAUAGUUGAAUUGUACAAAAAACUUGGUGUUGAGACGAAAUAUUUUCAAUAGAAGGAUCAGCCAUUAUUUCUAAUUACAUCAGUGUAAAUUCUUUGAGUAUUAAUAAUUAACUUUUAUUUUUAAUUCUAAAAACGGCAUUUUUUUUUUAUAAAUUAAAAUCUUCUAGAGACCGCGUUAUUAUUUAUCCAGGGCAUUGAAUGGACCAAGGGAAACAAUGCAUUAAACUAAGAAAAUUUAGAAUUCCUGAGUUAUCGAACUUGGUUCUGUAGUUAUAUUUGCAGUAGAGGGCAAAGUGAAACAAGGUUUAGUAGUACGCAGUUGUUUUGUUUCAAAUAGAUUAGCGCUGAAUUUCGUAGUUUUAAUUACUGGCAUUUAAUUAUUUUGUGUACAGGUACAAGAAGCGUUUGAAUCAGCUGUACAUUUUCGUGAAUAACAUGUGAUAUUAACUUG
This is a messenger RNA of Physella acuta, 4895 nucleotides long. Its product is annotated as sine oculis-binding protein homolog A. The record is from RefSeq and is a predicted model, not a curated record. Lineage: Eukaryota; Metazoa; Mollusca; Gastropoda; Physidae. Gene Ontology annotation, biological process: animal organ development. Gene Ontology annotation, cellular component: nucleus.